AUGGCAGCAGUCAGCGGUAAUGUUGGUAGUGUCGGUGGAUACGGCAGCGGUAAUGUUGGAGGUUUCGGCAGCAGUAAUUUUGGCGGUAUUGGCAGCGGUAAUGUUGGUAGUGUCGGUGGAUACGGCAGCGGUAGUACUAGUGUUGGCGGCUACGGCGGCGGCAAUCUUGGUAGUGUCGGUGGAUACGGCAGCGGUAAUGUUGGCGGUUUCGGCAGCGGUAAUUUUGGCGGUAUUGCCAGCGGUAAUGUUGGUAAUGUUGGCGCUUACGGCAGCGGUAAUACUGGCAUCUACGGCAUCGGUAAUGUUGGUAGUGUCAGUGGAUAUGGCAGCGGUAAUGUUGGCGGUUUCGGCAGCGGUAAUUUUGGUGGUGUCGGUGGAUACGGCAGCGGCAAUAGUGGCGCUUCCGGCAGCGGUAAUGUUGGCAGCUAUGGCAGCGGUAAUGUUGGUGGCUACGGCAGCGGUAAUGUUGGCAAUUCCGGCAGCGGUAAUGCUGGCAGCUACGGCAGCGGUAAUGUUGGCAAUUCCGGCAGCGGUAAUGCUGGCAGCUACGGCAGCGCUACGGUCGGCAGCGGUAAUGCUGGCAGCUACGGUAGCGGUAAUGUUGGCAAUUCCGGCAGCGGUAAUGCUGGCAGCUACGGUAGCGGUAAUGUCGGCGGUUACGGCAGCGGUAAUGUUGGCGAUUCCGGCAGCGGAAAUGUUGGUGGCUACGGCAGCGGUAAUGUUGGCAAUUCCGGCAGCGGUAAUGCUGGCAGCUACGGUAGCGGUAAUGUCGGCGGUUACGGCAGUGGUAAUGUUGCGGAGUACGGACGUGGUAACGUUGGAAUCAACAACUACAGGACGCCGUUGCCGAACGUUAUUGGUGGAAGUCAAGGCUCUAUCGGUCGAGGCGCGUAUCCAGCUAAUGCAUUUGUUGGUAUCAACUAUAUUCCCCAACACAAUGCAAACAAACUCCGUACAGACAAUCACGUUAGAAGAGUGCAAGAUAGUAAACAUAGAAAACAGGCGAAGAACCUUUAUAUUGACAAUGGCCAGUAUAAUGGUAACAGCCUCGGCCGGACUUAUGACACGAACUACAAAAACACUGGUGACAAUACCAAGUACCAGAGGCAGUACGAUUCGGACUUCCUUGGAAAACAUAAGAAUAACAACUACGUUAAAGGAAAAGCGUGGGGGCACAGCCAGAUGACGUAUACGGACGGGAAAUACAAGCGUUACAUCAAUGCUCCUGUUGCUGCAUAUCCAUACUAGAUGAGGGCAUGCAACUAUUCACAACCUUUCGCGGUAAUCAGUGCAGUUCAUUACAUAACCAGGCAUUUAUAAAAAUCAUAAAACAAAAGUGCGUAUACGUGUACAGAAUUUAACCUCACACAUUUACCUGCUAGUUAUACCUUCAACAUUUUAUAUAACAGUAUAAUGGCUAAAACAUUGUUAUUAAAGUUAUUAUUGCUAUUGUUGCUUGCGGCGUGCGCGCUAUGCGCGCUAUUGCUUGCGGUAUACGCAUGCUAUCAUUGUGUAUUGCUGCGUGUUAUCCAAAUGAUAUAUAUUUAUUCAAUUUUGACUACCACACAGUAUAUACCGUGUGAUUCUGAGUGCGUCACCAUGGCCGUAGCCUGUGUGUGUGUGUGGGGGGGGGGGAACUGCUGCCCCCUAGAUUUUGGAGUAAAAUUAAAA
Messenger RNA from Priapulus caudatus, 1671 nucleotides. RefSeq names its product ATP-dependent RNA helicase glh-2-like. The coding region runs from base 1 to 1248 and encodes 415 amino acids. The transcript is spliced from 4 exons. Lineage: Eukaryota; Metazoa; Priapulida; Priapulimorpha; Priapulimorphida; Priapulidae. The record is from RefSeq and is a predicted model, not a curated record.